Molecule: messenger RNA, 1233 nt
Organism: Sphaerulina musiva SO2202
Lineage: Eukaryota; Fungi; Ascomycota; Dothideomycetes; Mycosphaerellales; Mycosphaerellaceae
Product: exoribonuclease
Exons: 2
Coding region: 1-900 (299 amino acids)
Biological process (GO): exonucleolytic trimming to generate mature 3'-end of 5.8S rRNA from tricistronic rRNA transcript (SSU-rRNA, 5.8S rRNA, LSU-rRNA); U5 snRNA 3'-end processing; TRAMP-dependent tRNA surveillance pathway
Cellular component (GO): nuclear exosome (RNase complex); cytoplasmic exosome (RNase complex)
Source: RefSeq, a predicted model, not a curated record
AUGCCGUCGGAAGCGCUGCCCUCCUCCAACGAACGCGAUUUCAUUCUCUCGGCCCUCUCGCAGAACAUCCGUAUCGAUGGCCGUCAAUUCGACCAAUUCCGCCCCAUUGAUCUCGCGUUCGGCGACAACUACGGCCAAGCAGACGUGCGCAUAGGCAAAACGCGAGUGCUCGUGAACAUUUCUGCAGAAGUCGUCGUUCCUUAUGUAGACCGAAAGUUCGAUGGAGUCUUCACCAUUAGCACCGAGUUGAGUCCCAUUGCGAGCCCGGCCUUCGAAGUUGGACGUCAAGACCAGACUGAAAUCAUCCUGAGUCGCAUUCUCGAAAAGACGAUCCGCAGAUCGGGAGCCUUGGAUACAGAGAGUUUGUGCAUUGUGGCUGGACAGAAAUGCUUCCACAUCCGCGCAGACAUCCACGUGUUGGAUCACGACGGCAAUCUGGUGGAUGCGAGCUGUCUGGCACUGGUCGCGGCUCUCAUGCACUUUAGACGACCCGAUGUGGAGGUUCACGGAGAGGAAGUCACAGUUUUCAGCGUGCGAGAGCGCGAGCCGGUGAGGUUGUCCAUGCAACAUCAGCCCUUUUGCGUGACCAUGAGCUACUACGAGGGCGGCGAGAUCGUGUUGCAGGAUGCGACGCUGUUAGAGGAGCACGUCCGGGAGGGUGAGAUUGUGAUAAGCAUCAACCGCUUUGGGGAGGUCUGUCAGAUCGCAAAGUACGGAGGCACGCCAGUGGAUGGCAUGAGCAUGCUGUCAUGCACGAAUGCUGCUUUGGAGAAGGCGAAGAUGCUGGAUAAGUUGGUGAAGGCCAAAUUGGAGGAAGAUGAGAAGAUGAGAUAUCCUGGUGGACUGAUGGCGGAGCUCAGUGCUGAGAACGAUCGCGUGCAGGAGAAGCCUGUGGGAUGAGACGCAUGGGAGAUGACUGCUCCUCUCAGCAUACUCAUCCACGCCGAAGUGGCGACACGAUACCAUCCGAUCUGAAAGCACACUUCGUACAGGAAGGUAGGGAGACCGCUGGACCACGUAGACCAAUGCGUCCAGAGGGCCAUCCACGAGCGGUGCCUGACGGCGAGCUGAAAAACAGCGCCGCUAGACACAGAUGGCAGCCGCUUCAAUUAACAUAUCCAAACGAAGCAGGGUAUAAAAUAGCAGUGACAGGAGUAUCAUCUGUCAACCAUGUGGUGAAUGUAGGUAUGCAUGGAUUUAACAGUAAGGCACCACUAGACCGAUGCACGGAAG